Molecule: messenger RNA, 3756 nt
Organism: Rhopilema esculentum
Lineage: Eukaryota; Metazoa; Cnidaria; Scyphozoa; Rhizostomeae; Rhizostomatidae
Molecular function (GO): protein binding
Source: RefSeq, a predicted model, not a curated record
GUUUGCUGAAACUGACAGCCACAGUAAUCCAAACAAAUUCCAUACAAACAGAUUUAACUAGCAAUACUAGCCUAUCAACAUCUCCAUUUUUCGUACCUUUAUUAUCGAAGUUUCUGUAAACCUAUCCUGUUGUCACAUGACAACCCGGGCACAUGGCCAAAAUAGCUCUCUGUGAGUUUAUUCCAUACAUAUGUUCGGCAAAGAAUUUUGUUUAGCAGCUAGUAAUAUCUUUAGAUAUAAACUGGUGUUUUUCUUUUGUAUGUUGUAAACCAGUUGCGAAUGACAGAGUUGAGCGGAGCGGAGGGAUAACGACAGCAACAGCAACAGCAAAAUGGAAUUAUAUGUUGCUAUGGACAACAAAAUAUGAAAUAUAAUGGCAGCUAAGGAAAUGAUCAAUGGCGUGCAGUAGUAGGAAUAUUUUCCAGCAAUGACUGUUAACCGUUCAAACAAGAGAACUGAGCAUGAUUUGAUUGCCGCACAGAAAGAUGCAGAUAAUUAUGAAAGGCAUUUAGAAAAAAACGCAGUAAGAAUUGCUGUUGGCUCGGGCUACUUCAAGGCCUUGACCAUCGAUGAUUUGUUAGGCCGAUCUUGGAGGACAGACAUCCGACGGCAAGAGGGUGAAGAUGAAAUACCGUUGGACGAAAAAAGUAAAAAGGAAAAUGCCAAACUCGAAAACAUAAAGAUACUGAGCUUCAAUCUAUGUAAGUUAAGAACUAUGGGACCUAUAAGCUUAUGCUUCAACCUGACUAUUUGCAAUGUCAGUGGGAAUUACAUAACCAGAAUAGAUGCUCUGCAGUCUUGCAAAAGUCUUGUGAAACUAGAUGCUCAUCAAAAUCAGAUACAAGAGCUUCCAGCUGAAGUCUUCUGGUCUGAGCUGGAAAAUCUCCAAAUUGUUUACCUCCAUAACAAUGGAGUAACAUCAUUUGAGGAGAUUAAAAAGAUGUGUUUUUCACAAAAAUUAUGGAUGCUAACAUUGUUUGAUACUCCAGUUAGUUUGAAGAUGCAUUAUAGACACUUUACUACCAAUUCAAUUUUGUCAUUAAAAGUUUUGGAUAACAUUAUCAUCUCAGAUGAGGAGAUCAUCGAAGAUGCCAAUUUCCUUACCAGAUUUAAAGCUUUACAGCCUCAGUUUGUAAUCAAGCCUAAAACAGGAGAAAGCAAAGCUCACUGGACAGUUCUGGAUGAGUUUCAAGCCCUUCAAGAAGACCUUACUUUUGUCAACAAGGUGCAAGCAAAAUAUAGUCCUGUUCUGAUUAUUCAGAGACAUAUUCGUGGUUAUCUUGCAAGAUCCAGAUGUGGAUAUGAGAAAGAAAAACGCUUGUGGGCUGCAGUUACUAUUCAGAGAUUCUACCGUGAGUAUAAAGGACUUGAGAUGCCACAGAAUCAAGUGAAUAUAGAUGGAUUGUCGUUUGCAAGCCUUUCAUCUCAACGUAUCGACUACGAUACUUAUAUCAAAUACCGGCGUUCAAGGCAUAGAAGUCGUCACUCUGCAACAGUCUUGCCUCUUCUGUCGCGGCCGAUGAACAAUUACAUACCAGAGGCUAGCCCAAAAUUUUGCCUUUCCAAAGCAGAUGACACGACUUUGAAAAUCCAUAUAAACCUAAAGGAACUAGAAACUUCUACAAGCAAAAUAAUUGAUGAAUCUUUGACAUUAGAUGAAAGUGUUUCCGAGUCAAGAAAAAAACCAACAUCCCGUUCAACCAAAAAAGAUUCAGGGAAAGCAUCACAACAGAAACCCAUUAGCGUUGAUUUAGUUGGGAACUUCACUUCUAAUAAUUUAAUACAACUCGACCGGGAGAUAAGACAAAAAGAGAAACAGAAUUUAAUAAAGCAAGCGACUUUUAAAUGUGGCAAUGGUAAGAAUGAGGAAAUAAAAGAUGAAGACGGGAUGGUUCCUUUUCGGUUAUCUGGUAUCCGUGCACCGAGGGUAUCUGGCGAUUUAUUGGAAGAGCUGACACGGGAUAUCGUUUACGGUGCUCGAGAUAUUCGUAACUCAGUCAAGGCAUUUGAAAACUCGAUGCAUAGAAGAGCACCCCCGGUUAUUGAGAGACAUUAUCCAAUAACAAAUGACCAGAAGCUUUAUAUAAGAACUCAUGGUACAAUUGCUCUUUCUUGUUUUCGUGCAGUGGAUCAAGCCUAUAAAGACCGUGAUCGUACAAAGUCACUGCUAGCAAAGAUGUCUCACGUUCGAUCGAUGAAAGAAAAACGUGAGCUAAGAUCUCGGGUGAUGAACCACAAUAAAUACUCUUCAAUUAGAAGAAUUCAUUCGGAAAAAAAUCAUGCAGCUGCUGAAUUAGGUCAAGUUAUGGACGAUUAUAAAGCUGAAGUUGAAGAGAGACAGGAACUUGUGUCUGCUGAAAGAAACGAGCGAUUGAAGCGAGGAAAACAACGGAGAAAGGAUCGCGCCUUCGCAGUCGAAUUUGUUUGCCAGAACAAUGCUAUUUCGAAAGCUCUUGUCAGCCAUGCAUCCGCUGCAGCUAAAGAAAAAGUCAUCCAAGUCAAGGUCGAUAAUACAUGUAACAUACGCAAAGAUAUGCAUAGACAGAAAGAAAUCAUAAAACGAUACACUGAGCAUCGUAAUUUGCUGCUGCAAUCUGAAGUUUCACUGAGUCGAUCGAAAUUAGAUAGUGAUUUGAUGAUUCGGUCUUUAGAGCAAGAAAAGGAAGCGAGAUUGCAGGUUAAGAAGCUUAAAAAUCAGAAGGAUUUGAAUAAAGACGUUUCAGCUCCAUGCCAUGUGACGGUACCUAAUAGGCUUCCACCUCUCGCAGUUAUUGCAGAUGCACAGCUUGAUGCUUGGGAAAAACUACCAAAGAAAGAGUUUAAAGCCAGAGAUCAUGAUCGAUUUGAUAUUUGGCUAUCUUAAAUGGUAUCAUCUUACGACGCUUACCUUGUUCUUUCAACGGAUUUUGCGUUCUCUUCCUUUUUGGUUUCAUUUUGUUACACUCUGAACACUAGUCAUGAAAAAAUAUAUAUAAUUGGAAACCACUUGAAAAUCGCCAUUGUAAGCCAUUAAAAACCUUAGCAGUUUUCAGCUGUAAAUGAAUUGGUAUCAUGUAUGCUUUUUAUUUUCAUUUUUAGGUACAAUUUUAAUUUUGCUUUUUCUUUUGCUAGUCUGAAUCAAAAUUUUUAUUCACAUCUUUUGCUAUCGUUUACUUUCAAAUUAUCUCUUAAUAGAAUUUCGCCAAUCUUUUUUGUUGUGGUAUUCUUCUCAACUUCACUAUUUGUAAGGAAAUCAGCACUGUCAGCAUAUAUAGCUUCCAGAAUAAAUGAUAAACAGUGCACCACUGAGUGCAUCACCUUGUGGAGAGUCCAUAUUGCUACUGAGGGGCUCUGUCUCGGGGUUAUUUAUUCUUACGCAGUGGCGGCUCGUGACUUUCACAGUUGGGAGGGCAGACCAUCAAUAUUGCGAUAAUCGAUAGAAAGGUCGAGUUUGCAAAUUAUUCACUGUAUCCAUGGUUCGAUGUUGAUCGUCAUGGAGCGCAGAAGAAGAAGCAUAUAUAGAUGUGGUUGUUGUUUAGCGAUGAUGUCAUUUUAUGGGCAAAAUUUUUCUUGGCCCCGAAUUCCUCCAAAUAAGCCAAUCACAGGCCGCGUUUCGCAAUGCUCGAGGUCGAAAAUUAGCUUGUGCGCAUGUCGGCUAGGGGCAAAAAAAACUUUGCCCGUAAAAUGACAUCAUCGCUCAAGGCACUAGCGGGCCAGAAGCGAGGCUAAGGACGAGACGGAAUAGCAAGGAGCUUUUUCUAGAAGAGAUACAAACUA